AUGUCCAACCAAAGACAGGCCUCCUCGGCCUCCCAAGUCCCCCACCUCUCCCCCGCCGAACUCUCCUACCUCUACACCUCUCUCUCCCUCCCCAAAACGCCCAUCCGCCCAGACGGCCGCUCACCAACGCAAUUCCGGCCCCUGACCGCUGAAACGAACAUUCUCCCCGGCACGAACGGCAGUGCGCGCAUUGGUUUCGCAGACGGAACUCAGGCUAUCGUCGGUGUCAAGGCCGAGGUCGAGAAGACGAUUCUAUCGAAUGAGACGCUUGCGCGGAAUGAUGGUGGUGUUGGUGGAGAACAGGAGGGAUCUGCUGCUGUCGGGGGUCAUGGAUCGUGGGUGCAGAUGUCUAUUGAGAUCCCCGGGUUCCGGGAUGACGAUGCGCUGCCGGUUUUCUUGUCUGAGAUGAUGCGCGAGAGUUUGGUUGGUGCCGUUGGGACGGAUGAGACGAGUGAUAUGACCGGUGGGCUUAAGGGGCGGCUGGUCAUUAAUAAACGGUGGCAUUGGAGGUUGUACAUUGAUGUCCUCCUUCUCUCGCAACCUCUCGCAUAUCCCCUCCCUCUUCUCUCGCUAACCACACAUCUCGCUCUUCUGUCUACGAAACUUCCCAAGCUUAAGUCUCAAGGCGAGGAGGAUCCCUUCUUCGACGAUGACUGGGCUGUUGCCGAGUACCUCUACCCACGACCUUCUCUUUCUUCCGGCGCAAAGAGCUCUGCCCGGUCAUCAUUCGUUCGCCCGCCUGUGACGCUGCUCGUUAUCUCCGUCGGCGAGAAUAUCAUUUUCGAUCCCAACCGGGAGGAAAUUGCAGUCGCGGACGCCGUAUUGGCUAUCUCUAUCACGCGCGAUAGCGAGGCGGGUAACUUGAAGCUACUUUCUAUUCGCACCGUCGAUCCUCCUUCCCGAUUGACCCAGCCGGGAGUACCUAACUCGGAGAACGUGAGCAUGCUGGGCGCUGUGGCGCCUACUGAAGAUGUGGCCGUUCUGAACCCAGCUACGGGCGAGGAGGAGGUGCCUGGUGUCUGGCGCCCUCGUCGGGGAGGUGUCAAGCGCAGUGUCAUUGCGGAGAUGGUCAAGACGGCGCUCAAGAAGGGCGGUGUUGGUGAAGAAGUGUUGGAAGGUUUGGAGGGUGUGGAGGUGUCAUGA
Molecule: messenger RNA, 1143 nt
Organism: Penicillium cataractarum
Lineage: Eukaryota; Fungi; Ascomycota; Eurotiomycetes; Eurotiales; Aspergillaceae
Product: exosome non-catalytic core subunit RRP42
Exons: 2
Coding region: 1-1143 (380 amino acids)
Biological process (GO): nuclear polyadenylation-dependent rRNA catabolic process; nuclear mRNA surveillance; U1 snRNA 3'-end processing
Cellular component (GO): nuclear exosome (RNase complex); cytoplasmic exosome (RNase complex)
Source: RefSeq, a predicted model, not a curated record